Molecule: messenger RNA, 733 nt
Organism: Microplitis demolitor
Lineage: Eukaryota; Metazoa; Arthropoda; Insecta; Hymenoptera; Braconidae
Exons: 2
Coding region: 360-725 (121 amino acids)
Source: RefSeq, a predicted model, not a curated record
UAUAAUAUGUGGAAGGAUGAGGGGCGGGGUAUUUUUAUAAUGAAUGACGUGUUUUUCACUUAUUAACGUAUGUUUUACCUUAUCUUAUCUUUAGCAACUUUCACUUUUUUGUUUAUAACAAAUGAAUCAUUUGUUUUCUGAAAGUUUAAACUUUUAUCUGAUAUUUAUCUAUUUUUCCCCAAUUAUUCCACCAAAAUCGUAGUGGGGUUUGUAUUAUAAAGAGUGUUUUUUGUUCCGAGUCUUUACAGUUCUUCACCAGCUCUCAACUGUUCUCAAAAAAAGUAGUGUGUGAAGUUAAGCAUAAAAAUAUAUCUCAGUGAACCCGUAAUAGUUAUUAAAAACCUUCUGUUAAAGUGCUUAUGUGUUGUUCAAAGCAGUUAGGAGAAAAAAAUUUUAUUCUCGGCAAAAUGGAUUUCAUAAAAAUUAAUGGAACUACAACCUUGAAAGACAUCUUACCUAAAAAGCAAAUGGGUGAAUUAAAUGUCGAUGGCGAAUACCAGGGCACUAAAUUGAAACUGAUUAACACAAAAUUUGGUGACAGCAUUGUGGCAUCACUGGGCAAUCAGUUUUCUGUUUAUUUGCUAAAACGUGCUACUACAGCCAUUCGAGACGAUUCAACACUUUUACCAUCAUUGAAUCAAAUUGUUGAAGAACAAAACUUAUUUAUUAGAUAUCUUGGUGGGAAAAAUAAUAAAUUUGAAUUCCUUGUAAAAGAGCAGAACUAAUGUCACAA